AUGAGUGUAGUUAAGAUUGAUAAUGAGGAAUUACUUGCUCAACUAAAUGAGCAACUAAAUGACAAACUUGAUAAUAAUCUAUGGAAUGGAAAUACACUUGAUAUUGAAGCUGGGCAAUGGAAAAUAACUCUUGAUCGUCAUCAUAUUUAUACUCGAAUGUAUGCAAGUUUUGUCAAUUUAAAUCAUUUCCAUUUUACAAUUCAUCAUCGUCAUGAACAUUUCCUUCAUUUAAAGGAGUUUAUUCAUAGUUUAAAGGAAACUAAAUUAAAAUUAGAUGAUCCAACAUUUAACGAUAAAUAUGUAACUAAAUCGAAUGAUAAUAAUAAAUUAAUUGAAUUAUUAGAUGAUCCAACAAUUCGUCUUCUUCUAAUGGCUGAACAUAAAAUACAUGUAAAUGUACGCCAAAGUAAUGAGCAUUAUUUAUUUCACCAUAGUGAUGAUAAUGAUAAUUCAAAAUUAUCAACAAAUGUUAGUGAAUUACAUUUAAACAUAUUUCACUUUGUUAAAGAUAUUGAUCAGUUAAAAGAAUUAUUCUAUUUAUUUGUUGCGAUAUUAGAACGUCUGCAACAAAUUGGCGAAAUAGAUGCAAAUGAUUAG
Messenger RNA from Didymodactylos carnosus, 597 nucleotides. The record is from the annotation of a GenBank genome assembly. NCBI's taxonomy places the organism in Eukaryota, Metazoa, Rotifera, Eurotatoria, Philodinida, Philodinidae.